Musca domestica (house fly) is the source of this 1399-nucleotide messenger RNA. Its product is annotated as peroxiredoxin 1. The transcript is spliced from 2 exons. Bases 164 to 748 code for a protein of 194 amino acids. Gene Ontology annotation, molecular function: thioredoxin peroxidase activity. NCBI's taxonomy places the organism in Eukaryota, Metazoa, Arthropoda, Insecta, Diptera, Muscidae. The record is from RefSeq and is a predicted model, not a curated record. Gene Ontology annotation, cellular component: cytosol. Gene Ontology annotation, biological process: cell redox homeostasis; response to oxidative stress; hydrogen peroxide catabolic process.
GUUUUUUGUUGUUGUUCCCAUAAUUUCUUCGUGACUACGAACAGGCAGCGCUGACAUUCGUGAGAAUUUGUUUGCGCUAGACGGACACGGUACGCGGAGUUGCGCUAUUCACACAAUCGCUUAAAUAUUAUUAAUUCUUUAUUAAUUAAAACAAAACCUAAAGAUGCCCCAAUUGCAAAAACCAGCUCCCCAAUUCAAGGGUACCGCCGUCGUUAAGGGUGCCUUCAAGGACAUCUCUUUGGCCGACUACAAGGGCAAAUACGUUGUCUUGUUCUUCUACCCCUUGGAUUUCACUUUCGUCUGCCCCACCGAAAUUAUUGCCUUCUCCGAUCGUGCUGCCGAAUUCCGCAACAUUGGCUGUGAAGUAAUCGCCUGCUCCACCGACAGCCAGUACACUCAUUUGGCCUGGAUCAAUACACCACGCAAACAGGGUGGUUUGGGUGAAAUGGAUAUUCCAUUGUUGGCCGAUAAGUCAAUGAAGAUCGCUCGCGAUUAUGGUGUAUUGGAUGAAGAAACCGGCAUUCCAUUCCGUGGUCUUUUCAUCAUCGACAAAAAUCAAAAUUUGCGCCAAAUGACUGUCAACGAUUUGCCCGUUGGUCGCAGUGUUGACGAGACAUUGCGUCUGGUGCAGGCAUUUCAAUUUACCGAUGAACACGGUGAAGUCUGCCCAGCUAACUGGAAGCCCGGACAAAAAACAAUGGUCGCCGAUCCCAAGAAGUCUCAGGAAUAUUUUGCUGCCGCUUCGUAAAUGUUGUUGCAAUAAUCGUAUAUACGAUGAAGAGCAUCAGCAUAUUCAUUAAAAAAAUAUCCAAAACAAAAAUACCAUGAAAUAAGGCAGGCGAAAGAGCUACCCGAUAGGCUUUCGUAUACUACUAUCAACCAGCAACAAUAAAUCUGUAGAUUCCUUAUAUUUAUACGUUUAACUCUGGUAGUUAAAAUAUCACACAUUUCUGAAAAAUAUCAUUCUUUUUCUAUACAACUUUCGUAUCACAACAAUUUCACCUAUUUUUUCACCCAUGUCAAACAAAAUGUAAUUUGUAUGCAAAAAAGAGGCAACUAAACAGGGUGAACCCUCAACACAAAGGGUUUGCUUUGUUUGGGUUUAAUAAAUUUAUGUUAAAAAACCACAAAAUUAUGUUUUUUUUUUUUAAUUUCUUCUCAUAUUAGACGAUUAUUAUUAUUAUUUUUUUCCAAUCCUUUUGUGUUGUUUCUACGUUUAUUAGUUUCCUAUCCAAGUAGUGGUCUUAGACGUCACACAAUACUUAUUUUCUUUCCUCCCAAUAUAAGUACAUCUUAUCAGUGCUUUAGAACUAGGAAAUGUGUAUUUGUGUUUCCAUGUUUACAAGCGACGAGAACAAAAACAAUAACUACAAUAAAAAUUGUUCUAUAAAAUCAUUAA